This is a messenger RNA of Oncorhynchus tshawytscha (Chinook salmon), 2355 nucleotides long. RefSeq names its product CREB3 regulatory factor. The coding region runs from base 659 to 2326 and encodes 555 amino acids. Lineage: Eukaryota; Metazoa; Chordata; Actinopteri; Salmoniformes; Salmonidae. Gene Ontology annotation, cellular component: nucleus. Gene Ontology annotation, molecular function: RNA polymerase II transcription regulatory region sequence-specific DNA binding; DNA-binding transcription factor activity, RNA polymerase II-specific. Gene Ontology annotation, biological process: regulation of transcription by RNA polymerase II; response to unfolded protein. The transcript has 9 exons. The record is from RefSeq and is a predicted model, not a curated record.
AUUAUCAUUGUCUGUCAAAUCGAGUUGUAUCAUAUUGGCCCGGUAUUUUAGAGAUGUUAUUACAAUUUUAAACAAAUUAAAACAUUCUUGGCGAUGUGAGAUGCCUUGCUUGAGCGCAGCCAUCGGGUUUUGAGGGUCGUGUGUUCUCCCUCGCUCGGUCUCAUGCCAUGCGGGACCCUGCUGUCUGCCAUAGCACCCUCCUCUCUCUCUAGACGGUUCUUUAUCUUUGUUGUUGUGCAGUGAUCAUCCAGUGGUGCAGUCAGACCAGACCACUGUGAGACCAAGACGCUGCCCCAAGUUCACAUGUUGUGGGUUAUUAUGAUUGGGUUUAUCGUUAGGGUGAGGUGAUGAGGAAACAGCUUAAUUAAGGGAUCAUCGGAUGGGUACGCAAACAAGCGCGGAUGAGAACAAAAUAGCGGUCCCAACAGUAAGCAGCGAGCACCGCGUCAUGUGAUGUGAAGUGUGUCUGUCGACCCUAAAGCCUUGACCUCUCACCCCUGACCCAGUGAGGUCACAGAUGGUCCAUAUCUGGCCCGACCCAGGAGACUUCCUCCUCCAUCCUGAUCCUCAACAUCAGUCAGUGAGCAGUGUGUUGUGUUCCUGCUGAACGCUCCAACGGCAUCCUGACCACCUCCUAACACCACCCACCACCUUGGGCAUGCCUCAGCCGGGCAUGAAUGGGAUGGAGCCUGCGUUUGGCGAGGCGUAUGGGAGCCGUGGCUGUCUCCUCAGCCCCUACCCCCUGGCUGUCUCCCCUCUAGGGGGCAGGACCGAAUAUGACCAGAGCGUGCUCCUGAUGCUGGGCUCUCCAGCGACGCCACGGAAACGGCCCUUUGAGUUGCUAAGCGACCUGGUGGACGACGGGGGCUUCGGCGAGGAGCUGCACGUGGAGCGUUGGGACGUGUCGGCGCUGGAUGACAUCACACGCUACACCAAGCUGGGCCUCGGGGGGGAGCUGGCGAGCACAGAGGACGCCGUGCUGAUGGGCCGUUGGAGCGGGACCCGGGAGGAAGAGGAGGAGGAGAGGAGGAAGAGGAAGGCACAGGCCAUAGCUCAGCAGCAGACAUCACAUGUAACCACGAUGAUGGUAACGCAUCUCCACGGAAACGGCAUCACAAUGACCCCCGACCCCUGUCUAGGCCACGCCCAGAGAGGCAGGGUGGUCAGAGAGCAGGUGGGACUUGAUGUUACCAUGGCGAUGGAAAGGGUGACAGAAAAAGGAGGACAGGAUGGGGGGAUGAGGGUUCCUACGGUGGAGGUGUACCAGGUGGCAGAGGAGGAGGAGGUUGCCGCAGCUGUGUUGGCAGCGGCGGAAGUCGUUGCCGCGGUGACUGAGACGUCUGGGAUUCUUACGGGGGGGUCAGUGUUGGAACACAACUACUCUCUGACCCAGGGGGGGGAUAGACCCUCGCCCUCCAGCCCCAGCUCUGAGACAGAGACAGAAGAGGAGGUAGAGGGGCAGGAGGAGGGAGAGAGGGAGGAGGAGGAGGAGAGGGAAGAGCAAGAAGAGGUAUUGUUGGAGGAGGAAGAGGAGGAGGAGGAAGGGGAGGACGGAGCAGGGGAUGAGACUGCGGUGGAAGCAGAACUGUCCAGCUCGUCAGAAACAGAAUUUGAGGUGGAACCAGAGCGGAGGGGUGGUCCAGGGGAACGGCCCCAGAAGAGAAGGUGUUUCUGGGAGUACCGCCACGCUCACGCACGGGACUCUGGGAGACAGAAGAAGACUGGAGGGGAGGUCCGAUGGUCCCUCUCCUGGAGCUCUAGCACCCUACCUAGUACCCUAUACCGCAGAGAGGGAAAGAAAGGAAGGCGCAAAGCGAGGAAGACGGACGCCAGCGACCUGACCCCUAACCCUGUGAAGCUCACAAACAUCGGCGAACAGCUGCAGAAACUCAACGCCACCAUAGAUGGGAUGGGUCCUGUUAACGACCUGCCUGUUGUGGCCAGGGCACGCUCACGCAAAGAGAAGAACAAACUAGCUUCCAGGGCCUGUCGGUUGAAGAAGAAAGCGCAACACGAAGCCAACAAGAUCAAGCUGUGGGGACUCAACCAGGAGUACGAGAACCUUUUGGGGGCGUUGCUGAGGAUCAAGGACGUGAUUGGUCAGAGGGUGGAGCGCAGCGGAGAGGAGGUGGACAAAGAUGAACGAGGGAUGACCCAGAGACUGGAGGACAUACUGAAAGAGUCCAGUGGUCCUCUAGUGGCUGGACGGACCAAAGAGUUUGUCCAGAGGAUCCUGGAGGUGAGUGGAGGGGGGCUGACCAAGGCUGGGGCCAAGGGCAAAGACACACAGACCCCCCCUCCACCGGGAGAGGGGACAGCUGCCUAAAGUUAACCCCCAUCCUCCCUGCCCCCCUG